AUGAAAAACAGAAGAAUAAAAGUUGAGGGGUUUGUAUUCUUGAAUAUGCAAAUGGAGAGUAAGAAGAGGAGCAGGGUUUGUGUCACCGGAGGUGGUGGUUAUAUUGGAUCAGCCCUGGUUCACUCACUUCUACAAUGUGGCUACACUGUCCAUGCUACUCUUAGAAACCUUGGUGAUGAAUCCAAGGUGGGGCUUUUGAGAGGUUUCCCAUACGCUGAAGACGAGCUUCAUUUGUUUGAAGCUAAUAUGUACAAACCAGAAGAGUUUGAAGAAGCAAUACAAGGUUGUGUCUUUGUUUUCCAUGUUGCAACCCCUUUGUUACACACUACUGGCUACAAGUACAAUGAUAUGGUUGAAGCAACAAUUAGUGCAGCGAAGGAGAUCGCAGAUAUUUGCAUACGAUCAAGGACAGUGAAGCGUCUCAUCUACACUGCCUCAGUUGUCGCAGCCUCACCAUUGAAAGAUAAUGGGAGUGGUUAUAAUAUCACCAUAGAUGAAAGUUGUUGGACACCCCUUCAUCUCAAUGUCCCUUACAACAAUAAUUACAGAAAGGACUACACAGAAUCGAAAACAAAAGCCGAGCAAGUGAUCUUGAAAAUUGGGGAAGAGAAAGCAAGUGAACUGGAGGUGGUGACAUUAGGUUGUCGGCUGGUGGGAGGGAGAGGUCAUCUACCAUAUGCUCCAGACAGUUUGUUGGUGUUGAUAUCUCAAAUUAUCAAUCAUUCAACUCAUUACGAGUCACUAAAGUACUUAGAAGAAUUGUUAGGAAAAAUCCCGAUUGUGCAUAUUGAGGACACUUGUCGAGCACAUAUCUUUUCUGCUGAGACUCCAUCGGUUAAUGGAAGAUUCUUAUGUGCUAGCUCUUACAUAUCAACUGCAGAAAUCGCCAAGUAUUUUCAGGAAAACUACCCACAGUUCCAUUUGAAACAAGAGUACUUUGAAGAACAGAUGAGAGAUACCAAAUGGGGCUCGCACAAGCUCGAAGAUUAUGGUUUUGGUUACAAGUACAAUAUGAAGACGAUCUUAGAUGAUAGUCUCAAAUGUGCAAGUGUCUCGAAGACACUCCAGUCAAUGUCAAAUUAA
Messenger RNA from Lactuca saligna, 1083 nucleotides. The record is from the annotation of a GenBank genome assembly. Lineage: Eukaryota; Viridiplantae; Streptophyta; Magnoliopsida; Asterales; Asteraceae.